UCCAUUCUCAGGCAUCUCUCUUCGGAUUCCUAGUGUACAGAGGAAGAUAUGUAUUUUCAUUAGCCAAGUUGGUCACAAUGUUUCUAGUGAAAUACACAGUUUAGACUUUAGACUUUGAGCCACCUUUGAAGGACUGUUAUCAAUUUAUUAUUAGCCUUAAUUAAAAGGAAUUAAACGGAAAUAGUUGCAUAGUAUUAGCAUUAGCAUAACAUUUUUUCGUUGUGCAAAAAUGGCGCGUGUGCUCGUAGGUGUAAAGAGAGUAAUCGAUUAUGCAGUGAAGAUUCGUGUCAAGCCGGAUAAGUCCGGGGUAGUUACAGAUGGCAUUAAACAUUCGAUGAACCCUUUCGAUGAGAUAGCUAUCGAAGAAGCAGUCAGAAUGAAGGAGAAGAAAAUAGCUCAGGAAAUAAUAGCGGUCAGCUGUGGACCGACGCAGUCGCAGGACACAAUCAGGACUGCGCUCGCUAUGGGUGCGGAUCGUGGGAUUCACGUAGAAGUAUCUGGUCCCGAAUAUCAGACGUUGCAGCCCAUUCACGUCUCCAAGAUACUGGCCAAACUGGCACAGGAUGAGAAAGUGGAUUUGGUGAUACUUGGGAAACAGGCCAUAGACGAUGAUAACAAUCAAACCGCACAAAUGACCGCUGGCGUCCUGGAUUGGCCGUCCGGCACUUUCUGCAGCAAGAUCGAAAAUAAUAACGGCGAAUUGACUAUUACGCGCGAGAUUGACGGUGGAUUAGAAGUCGUCAAGAUGAAAAUCCCUGCGGUCCUGAGCGCCGAUCUUCGCCUAAAUGAACCGCGUUACGCGACUUUGCCGAAUAUUAUGAAGGCUAAGAAGAAACCAAUUAAGAAGAUUACUCCGAAGGAUCUUGGAAUAGAUACGGCACCGAGAAUUGAGAUACUCUCAGUAGAAGAUCCGCCAGUUAGGCAGGCCGGUGCUAUAUUACCGGACGUGGACACCCUGAUAGUCAAAUUGAAAGAAGGCGGCCACGUUUAGCCAAAUAAUGGAACAAUUGUAAGAAGAACAAACGUUGUCUUUUAACUCUUCUUAUAUUUUGAUAACUCGUUUUGUAUAUAGUAUAAUGCAUUUGUACAUCAUCAGAAAUUGUAUAUGAUAUAGAUAUAUAUAUAUAUUUCAAUAUAAAUUUGUACCGCGGUGCACGUGCACGCUCAUAAGGAGAGAAGAACAUUUAAUACAAUUAGAAAUAUAUAUUUAAUAAAAUACUGUCUACACGAAUUUUAUACAUAUAUACAUACAUAUAUAUAUGUAUAUACAUAUACGUAAAAAUAUGUCUUACGUUUCUUACCCACGAUUAGACAAACGAAUGUUCAAUCUAUUUUAAAAGCGAAACAAUAUUAGACACAUUUCUGAAACGAUGUUGUAUACCUAAAUAUAUACAUAUAAACGUUA
Temnothorax curvispinosus is the source of this 1405-nucleotide messenger RNA. RefSeq names its product electron transfer flavoprotein subunit beta (gene Etfb). Gene Ontology annotation, molecular function: electron transfer activity. Lineage: Eukaryota; Metazoa; Arthropoda; Insecta; Hymenoptera; Formicidae. The record is from RefSeq and is a predicted model, not a curated record. The transcript is spliced from 3 exons. Bases 230 to 991 code for a protein of 253 amino acids. Gene Ontology annotation, cellular component: cytosol.